Molecule: messenger RNA, 1314 nt
Organism: Peniophora sp. CBMAI 1063
Lineage: Eukaryota; Fungi; Basidiomycota; Agaricomycetes; Russulales; Peniophoraceae
Source: the annotation of a GenBank genome assembly
AUGCAUCGCCUCGGCGGCACCCUCGCCCACUCUCCCGCGGCCAGUUCUCCGUCCCUUGCGCUGAGCUCGACGUCGACGCUCGUGCCAUCCUCGACAGCGAAUGCGGACAACCCGUGGGGCGCGCUACAUGUGCUCGUCCUGCCGCUAUUCAACUCGGAGCCACUGCGGGUGCCGAUCGAGGACCUGAACUCGCUCGUGCGCAAGCACAUCUCGACCGUCGUCUCCAACGCUCCCCAGAAGGCGUUGCUCACGCUCGAGAACGAGACGGCGGAUUUAUUGGCGGCGGGAAUGGACACGAUAAACGCCAAAUUACAGGGCGUGGUCGAGGAGAAGCUUCUUGCGCGUGUCGUCGAGCUUUGGGGUUUCUUCUGGGAUCAGGUCCUUCCCUACGUCGAGGGUGUCUUGCUGCCGCUUCAGACCGAUCCGCUGCUAUCCAGCCUAUACCGGACCCAGAAGUCCCAUCGCGGCUCAAGUCCGACGCGUACAAACGGGAAGGGCUCUUUCAGCAUGCAGGGAUACACUCCCGCACUCUCCACCGCGCACAUCGACGUCCGCACGCUAGCUCUCCGCUGUUUCCGUGACCGCAUCAUACUACCUGUAUUCCCUCGCCUCCAUGCCCGUAUAUCUCUCCAGAAGUCCGAUGGCGGUCCCGGUGCGAGCCCCGUCGAUGGUCACACCUUCCCGCGCCUACAGCAGAUGCUCCUUGUUCUUGUCUCACAAGCUCGCCGACCGCCUGCUAGCGUAUCUCUCACCGCACCCGCACCCCAACCGCUUCCCGGAGAAGCCGCUGCCGCCCAUCUCCUGCGUCUCGUCCGCUCUCCAACAUCUCCGUCACCGGCGCUCGCCAAGAGUAACAGUCGUGCGGCCCGUACACUCUCCUUCCUCUCGGGCAAUGUCCCACGCGACCGCCGCGGACGCAUCGGUCGUCGGCCCCAGAGCCUGAGGCUCGACUCAACUCCAAGUCAGAGUGCGACGGAGGAGAGCGAGGAUGACGACGAGGCUGCCGGCGGAGAAACCCCUCGAACGGGCUUCGCCCCUGCUCCGACGCAUGCGAAGAGGGUGCGCGACUUGCAGAUGUUAGAGUCUCUGCGCAGCCCGGACGCGCCAGACUCGGCAACUACACAACCUGCUGGGAAGGGUGGUGGAUGGGGCCUUGACGAGUCGGGAUGGGACGAUGAGGGACAAGAGGACGAGGACGAGGCUACGAUGGACUGGGAUCAGGCGCAGGCUGCUGUCGAGAGGAUGGUCGGCAUCCGCCCUCCCGAGCAAUCUGCAGCCCAAACCCGACCCGAGGGUAGGAGAAGGAUGACUUGA